UCAGCAGCUGUUGGUGGAGAUGAAGGUGGAGGAGCUAGUGUUAGUGAGGGGAAGGCUGCUAGGCGAUGUCAUCAUCCCGAGUCUCCUCCUCCUCCUCUCUCACAGCUCCACGUCCGCUCAUCCACGCACAUGGUCCACAUCUCUUCACUAAGAACAGAUUUGAGACGGAAAGAAAACAACGAUGAGACUUGGCUGAAGCUCCAGGUUGGAUGUGUACAGACUCUCGUGUGGUUGAUGGUCUGACGUCACAUUCCUGAUUCUUGAUUUUGUAGUACCCCUGCCUCUUGAGUUGAGUUCAUCAUGGGGGACGCCGACUCCAACAGCUCCAUGCGUCUAAAGCAGGAGAUCUCACUACUGCAUGGUGUCUGUCUCAUCGUGGGGAACAUGAUUGGCUCUGGGAUCUUCGUUUCUCCCAUUGGUGUUCUGGAGAAAACCGGAUCUUAUGGUCUGUCUCUGGUGGUUUGGGUUAUUGGAGGAAUCUUCUCUGUUUUUGGUGCCUUGUGCUACGCCGAGCUGGGCACAACCAUUCGCAAGUCGGGAGCUAGUUAUGCCUACAUCCUGGAGACCUUUGGGGGCUUCCUUGCAUUCAUCCGUCUGUGGACCUCUCUGAUGAUCGUGGAACCGGCCUGCCAGGCGGUCAUUGCUCUUACUUUUGCUAAUUACCUAGUGAAACCAUUCUUCCCCACCUGCCCGGCACCAAAUGAUGCAGUACGGCUCAUAGCGGCUGUCAUUAUAGGACUUCUCACCUUUGUGAACUGCAUGAAGGUGAAAUGGGGGGCCAUUCUUCAGGUCAUCUCAACUGUGGCUAAAGUCCUGGCUCUCAUAGUCAUUAUCAUUGCUGGAAUGAUUGUGCUGGCCCAAGGAAAAACCAACAACUUUAGGGAUUCGUUUGAGAACUCUAAACUGGAUCCAGGAAACAUGUCUCUGGCUCUGUAUGCUGCUCUGUACUCUUACUCAGGCUGGGACACCCUGAACUUCAUCACAGAGGAGAUUAAAAACCCAGAGAGGAACCUGCCAUUAUCUAUAGCAAUCUCCAUGCCUAUUGUCACAAUAAUCUACAUCCUGACUAAUAUCGCCUAUUAUGCAGUGCUGGACAUGAACACAAUGCUACAGAGUGAAGCUGUGGCUGUGACGUUUGCUGACUAUGUGCUGGGAUAUGCUAGCUGGCUCAUCCCGCUGUCUGUGGCCAUCUCCUGUUAUGGAGGCUUAAACUCCUCUAUCAUUGCCGCAUCCAGGCUAUUCUUUGUGGGUUCGCGUGAGGGCCAUUUACCCAAUGUCCUCUGUAUGAUCCACGUCAAACGCUACACACCAAUUCCAGCCCUGCUGUUUAAUGGUGGCAUGUCACUCAUAUUUCUCUGCGUGAAAGACGUGUUCCAGCUAAUUAAUUACUUCAGUUUUAAUUACUGGCUGUUCAUCGGCCUUUCUAUAGGGAGUCAGAUAUACCUGCGCAUCAAAGCACCUGACCUGCCCCGUCCUGUUAAGUUGAGUCUGUUCUUCCCUAUAGUGUACUGCCUGUGCAGUGUGUUUCUGGUGGUUGUGCCGCUGUACAGUGACACUGUAAACUCUCUGGUGGGAAUCAUCGUCGCUCUCUCCGGGGCUCCUGUGUAUUACAUAUGUGUGCACCUCCCGCCCAGCUCCAGACCCGCCUUUCUGGGACACAUGCUCGACACAAUUUCAUUGCAAACACAGAAGCUGUGUUAUUGCUGCGUGGCAGAACACGGUUUGGACCUGGACGAUCCGCCCGAGGAUCACAAGAAAGAAUAAACAACGGCUCUAAAGAAAGCUAAACCAAGGAAGCCGGAUUACCCAGACUUCUUUGAGAAUAAGCCAACACUCAAGCCAGAACCGCACGUCUGCACCUUCCAGUCUUGAGCGUGCAUGGAAUGGAGCAAUGGAUGGAGAUUAGGAUUGAAAUAUUCAACCGAGUAAACAACUGAACACACAAGUACACACACACCCUGUGCCUCUGAUCCCUCAGACCUGUGACUGUGUUUUGAACAUCAAGUUCAGUGCAGUGGACCAUUCAGUUAAAGACUGUUGUGAAUGUGACAGUAAUGUUGUUUUAUUGAAAUCAGGUUUACCUCCUUGUUUUAUUCAUCAAUGUUUAUUUUAUUUGUCCUUCUGUGAGCUUCUGCUGUUCAUCAAAAGAGUCUUAUAUGAGGCUUUGAAGUAGAGAUGAUCAACUUUUGUCAGGCUUGUUCGCUGAAACGUGGCAUCAUAAGAGAUGUGCAUUUUUGCUGGAUAAUGAAUUUUGUUUAUGGAGAUGAAGGAUUGUUUCAUAGGUACUCCAGACUUGAAAGCCAUAUCUUUUUUUUUUUUUUUUUUUUUGCAGUUGUAACUCCAGUUGGAAAAACUGACAUUGUUUCUAAAGUUACUCUGUGAGCCUUAUUUCAGAUUUAUUCGGAUUUAAAGAUGUAUUUUUAUCAAAUGUCUCCUUACAGUCCAAAGCACAGUACAUUUUGUCACGAUGUCCAGACCAGAAAAAUAAUGAUCCGUUGUUUUUAGAUUUUGCUUUUGUUUUUGGUAACCAACAUUUGAAUAAUGUAUUUACAUUUGUUUUUUUUUUUAUAAUUUGUCUUUUUAUUCAGGAUUUUCUGUGGGCUUCCCGCCCCACAUAGACAGUAAAGAUAUAAAACAGCAGAGUUUGAGUUUACGAGAGGGGAGAUGUGUCUUAACAUGUUCACCAGUUUUGGUCAAUCACAACUUCAGUUUCCAAAUAGUUGUAUUUUGUAUAAUUAUUGACAAGCACAGACAUCACUUUAAAAACUGCUGGUCAGAUGUGACGUCUUUCAGGAUUUCUAGUGAUGGACUCAUUAGAAUAAUAGACCAAAGAAUUGGUUAAAUGAAUGCAAGCAAUUAAGAAGCCUUAAGAUGUUCAUGCUAAAUAACUAAAUAUAUAAGUGCUGUACUGCAGCGCUUGAUUCCAUGCACAGUUCAUCCCUCUCCCCAAUACACUGACCAAAGUCAUAUCCAAAAUACAUUCCGCCCUGAAAUUAUUAAUUACAUAUAAUUCUGACCCAAAUCUGUUUUGCAGAUGGUUGUGUGUUAGUCACCAAAACAAAAUAUUUACAUUUUGAUCCUCUUCACUUUUGUCCUGUGAUAAAUAUUCCAUCCAUUUUUCCUCGUGUCAUAAGUACUGUAUGGUUAUUACAUGUGCCUUAUAGCAGUAGUGAUUUUAUAUGGCUAAAUGAUCAAUAUAUAUAUUGUUCAGAACAUUCAGAUAUUCUAUAUAUAGUCUUCUGAGAAUUAGUGUUAUAAAUCUAUGCUCUUUUAUAUGUUCUUCCAUUACAUUACAUCAUGUUUUAUGUUAAUGUAAAAUUGUGUAACUGUUUGUUGGUUUCUUUUAUUUAUUCCAUAGAUGAUAAUUUGUAGACACUAUGACAAUAAACAUAAGACAAAAAGAAA
This is a messenger RNA of Cyprinus carpio (common carp), 3405 nucleotides long. RefSeq names its product Y+L amino acid transporter 2-like. Gene Ontology annotation, cellular component: membrane. The record is from RefSeq and is a predicted model, not a curated record. Lineage: Eukaryota; Metazoa; Chordata; Actinopteri; Cypriniformes; Cyprinidae. Gene Ontology annotation, molecular function: L-amino acid transmembrane transporter activity; basic amino acid transmembrane transporter activity. Gene Ontology annotation, biological process: amino acid transmembrane transport.